Falco peregrinus (peregrine falcon) is the source of this 7149-nucleotide messenger RNA. It is a transcript of the gene FHIP2A, whose product is annotated as FHF complex subunit HOOK interacting protein 2A. The transcript is spliced from 17 exons. Lineage: Eukaryota; Metazoa; Chordata; Aves; Falconiformes; Falconidae. The record is from RefSeq and is a predicted model, not a curated record. The coding region runs from base 651 to 2945 and encodes 764 amino acids.
CAGGGCGACUUUUGUCGGAGCCUGACAGCAGGCCCCUGGGCAGGGGGACAGCAGUGGUGGGCGCCCUUUUCCCCUCGCCUCCCUGCCCGGAUGCUGCCGGCAGAGGCGGGGGGCUGGCCCGGGGCACCCCGAGAUCGCUGCCCGCUCCCACCCCCGGCAGCGUCGCGCAGCCCCCGCGCCCCGGGGGCCGGCAGCGGGUCCCUGCGCUGGGCAGGCACGGCUCCAGCGACAAUGCUAGGGGCACGGCCAGCGGUGUCCCCGCCCGGGCAGGAGCCCGGCUCGCUCGGCCGCCCGUGCCCGCCGGCCCCCGGCCAGGCCGCCCCGGUCGGAGCGGAGCGCAGCGCAGCCAACUAGGCCGGGCCGGGCCGCCCGGCCGGGCCUCCCCGCGGCGCGGCUGGCUGCGUGCGGGGGGUAGCGGCCCCUGCAGGCCGCGCCGGGGCGGACACCCGGAGCCUCGGCAGCCGGCGCCGCAGCCCGGCGGUGUCAGUGCCACGGUGUCCGCCGGGGAGCGAGAGGCAGAGCCGGCGGCCGCCCGCCCGCCCGAUCCCGCGGCCAGGCCGCCGCAUGCAGCCCUCACCCUGGAGCGGCGGCGGCGGAUCGAGGAGCUCUCGCGGUCCUCCCGGCAGCGGCUGCUCCAGUCGCGGGACAGGAUGUUCUCCAAGUUCACCUCCAUCCUGCAGCACGCCGUGGAGGCGCUCGCACCUUCCCUUCCAUUACAAGAAGAUUUUGUUUACCACUGGAAAGCAAUCACCCAUUACUACAUAGAGACAUCAGAUGACAAAGCUCCUGUGACUGAUACCAACAUUCCUUCUCACCUGGAACAGAUGUUGGAUAUUCUAGUUCAAGAAGAAAAUGAAAGGGAAUCAGGUGAAACAGGACCAUGUAUGGAAUAUUUGCUACAUCACAAGAUUUUGGAGACACUCUACACACUAGGAAAAGCUGAUUGUCCUCCAGGAAUGAAACAGCAGGUUUUGGCUUUUUAUACAAAACUUCUUGGAAGAAUACGGCAACCACUUCUCCCCCAUAUAAAUGUGCAUAGGCCAGUGCAGAAAUUAAUUAGGCUGUGUGGUGAAGUUCUGGCAACACCAACAGAAAAUGAAGAAAUUCAGUUUCUCUGUAUAGUAUGUGCAAAGCUUAAACAGGAUCCGUACCUGGUCAACUUCUUCCUUGAGAGUAAGUUAAAAGCAAUGGCUUCCAAAGGAUCAGCAAGUGUAAUCACAGAAGACACGAUAAAAGGCCAAGACUCUUUGACAACAGACACAGGACAGCCCAUUCAGCCUGAAGAGUUAGCUAGUGCUGCCGAAGCGGAGCAAAUGGAGAAGGACGAUGACCUCCCGCAACAGGCGAAUGAUCUCUCUUUCAGUCUGGAUGAACUAAAUGUCACAUCACCUGAGUCCUCCACUGUUCGUCCAAAUCAAGACUAUAAUUUAGUGAAUUCUCUACUAAACCUCACUAAAAGCCCUGACGGCCGGAUAGCAGUGAAGGCCUGUGAAGGCCUCAUGCUUUUGGUGAGUUUGCCAGAACCAGCAGCUGCCAAGUGCCUGACUCAAAGCACUUGUUUAUGUGAAUUGUUGACAGACAGGCUGGCUACCCUCUACAAAGCCCUGCCUCAGUCACUGGAUCCCUUAGACAUUGAAACAGUGGAGGCAAUUAACUGGGGUUUGGAUUCCUAUAGCCACAAAGAAGAUGCAUCUGCUUUUCCAGGGAAAAGAGCGCUGAUUUCAUUUCUUUCAUGGUUUGACUACUGUGAUCAACUCAUCAAAGAAGCACAAAAGACUGCUGCUGUUGCUAUGGCAAAAGCUGUGCGGGAACGAUUUUUCAUUGAUGUUAUGGAACCCCAGCUGAUGCAAACUUCAGAGAUCGGAAUCCUCACAUCAACUGCACUAUUGCAUCGCAUUGUUCGUCAAGUGACUUCAGAUGUCCUGCUGCAAGAAAUAGUUUAUUUUAUACUUGGAGAACAGAGAGAACCAGAGACUUUGACAGACAUCAACAGACAUCCAUUGCGACACAGGUUAAUCGAACACUGUGAUCAUAUUUCUGAUGAGAUCAGCAUAAUGACUUUACGGAUGUUUGAGCACCUUUUGCAAAAACCCAAUGAACACAUUCUUUAUAAUUUGGUUCUGAGAAAUUUAGAAGAAAGAAACUAUAUGGAAUACAAGCCUCUCUGUCAAGAAGACAAAGAUGUGGUAGAGAAUGGACAGAUUGCAGGAGCAGUAGACCUAGAGGAAGAUCCAUUAUUUACUGACCUGUCUCCAGAUAACACAUUGACAACUCAAGAGUGGCUCAGUGCUUCUCCACCUGUCAGUCCAGAACAUCCAAAAAAUGAUGGGAAGACUGAAGUUCAUAAAAUUGUAAAUAGUUUUCUCUGUCUUGUACCUGAUGAAGCUAAGUCAUCAUACCAUGUGGAGGGUACAGGUUAUGAUACUUACCUCAGAGAUGCCCAUCGACAAUUCCGGGAUUACUGUGUCAUCUGUUUACGGUGGGAGUGGCCUGGAUCUCCCAGAUCUUUGGAAAAGUGCAAUUUAGAAGCAUCGUUUUUUGAAGGACACUUCUUGAAAGUCCUGUUUGAAAGAAUGGGCAGGAUUCUUGAUCAGCCCUAUGAUGUAAAUUUACAAGUUACAUCAGUGUUGUCCAAACUGUCCUUGUUUCCCCAUCCUCAUAUACAUGAAUACCUUUUGGAUCCUUAUGUAAACCUAGCUUCUGGCUGCAGAUCUCUCUUCUCUGUUAUUGUCAGGGUUGUCGGGGACCUCAUGGUGAGAAUCCAGCGCAUCCCAGAUUUCACUCCCAAACUUCUGCUAGUCAGAAAACGCCUGCUGGGCCUGGAGCCAGAAGGACUCAUCAUUGACCACAUGACGUUACUAGAGGGCGUGAUUGUGCUGGAAGAAUUCUGCAAAGAGCUGGCAGCGAUUGCUUUUGUGAAGUAUCAUGCCUCAUCUACACCAUAAGCAGCCUUGAUGAGCAGCCAGGCUGUAAAACCACCUAGCUCGUUUCAGUUGAAAAGACUAUUGACAACACCCAGAUAGGAAGAGGUGGUGCCUCCUGGCAAAGCGUCAGUUGACAUUUGGCAGAGUUGGAAGACAAGUUACUUUCACCAGAUGCUGACAUUGCAAGAGAGAGGGAUUGAAAUGGACCUAGAAUAUGAUUGAAGGCAUUUGGGGAAAAACCGAUGCAUAGCAUUUCUAGCCCCUGUGUAAAGAGCUGCAAAAGCUGCAUGAAGAACCACAGAUGUCAGACCUUGGUUAUUCUGUUAUGAUGACAAUGUUCAGAGAGUUGGGUCUUUUGUAUGUUCUGGGGCUCACAUGCACCGUUUUGGUUUUUAUGACCCUAUUACUUUUUAAAAGCAAGUUAAUUUUAUAACAUUUUAAUGUCUUAAUUCUUUUUCUUUUCAGUUGGAUAUAUGAAAGGAAAUCACAACUAUAGUUGCAAUGUAUAUUAUUAAAAAUGAAGGGGUUAAAAAAAUCCACCAAUCCAUAUACAGCAAGAUAUAUUAACGAGGGAUCAUUUUUGUUUUGGUGAAUCUUAAUGACAACUCUGAGCUUGAUUCCCCAGUGGAUUCCUCCAAGAGAUAUAUCAGUAUAAAAUCAAUACUAAUGGAAUUAAUCCUCAUUCAGCAUCACAUCCAUAACAAAUAUAUCUGAAGCAUACAUGUUUCAAGCAUGUUUGUCUCUGUCAUUCCAAGUGAUUUGCUUUAGGUCAUCUGCGUAACUAGAUUUGCUUUAGGUUUUUGAAUGUGAACUCUAGUUGCUUGAGUCGUCACCUUUACAGGAAAGUUAAUUAUAGGUCAUUAGUAGUUGUUGCUGAAACAGUAUUUUUAAUUUCUUUUAAAUUGGUAUUUAGUCUGAAUUGGUUUAAGAAUCUUUUGUGCCUUGAAAACUGGCAGCAUAAACUUUCUGUCAUUUUUAGAAAUGCUUUUAUUGCUUAUCUAACCAUCCUAGUCGUGCCCAGCAAAAGAUUGCCAAUUCAGUUAAAGCAUUGAUACCAUAUAUAGGACCAAAAUUUGCACCUGCUUGCCAUAGUGCUGGGAUGCAGAAAGGUCUCUCAUUGAAUCUUUUUCAAUAUGAAUGCUGUCAGCCAGAGCAGGCAUUUGCAUUGCAAGCAGAGGGCCGUCCCUACUCCAGCAUGCUGAUUCUACUUCUCUAGCGCGAUGGCAGCCCACACUUCAGACAGUCCCUGCUGCUCACUGCCACAUACGCACUGGCAGGUUCGGGUGGCCGUGCUUGAACCUCCAAGUCACACUGAGUGACUUGGAUGAGAGACCUGUCCCGCUGUCCGGCUGGGUGUGUAGUACCUCUUUCCCCUCCUAUGAACAUAAUAGCAUAGGCAGGCAAGGUAGAGUUUAGCUCCUUGUGUUUAUGUUGUGUUUCUUCAUUUGUCUUUCCUAUUUGCACAGGUAAUGCCCAUUUCAGAUCUGAUUGCUCAUAUGCAAAUACGGACUAAUUUACUCAGUCACUAGAAUUUUUCUGGAUUUACCUGACUGUACCUAGAAUCAGAUUCUGCUCCGAAUCCAUGCCUUUGAUGUCCUGGUUUUUAAUAGUUUCUGGAACCUGGAUGCCGAGAGGCCUUUUAUGUUAGCACGUUAAUUAGAACAGUGUCACAGUUAAUGGGCUAAAUUUAUUCUUGUCACAACAGUGAAGAGGGUCCUGCUAUAAAAGCUUCCAGUACAGAUUCAGCUGGAGAGAGCAGUUCUGGAACUGGGGAGCUAUUUUGGCAGGUAAAACCUGUAUUCAGAAGCUCCCUGUACUGGGAGGCUUUUGUACAAAGUCUUGCAUUUAUCUGGCAAACAAAAGCAUGUCUUACUUAGUCACUUUUUGCCCCUCCCCACCCCCCCACCCCACCCCCCCCGCCCCGAAUUUAGCCCCAAAGUGUUUUCAGGUCAAAGUAGCAUAGUACGAUAAACUGUUUAAAAAAAAAAUGACAUUUCUUUCAUUUUUGUUUGUAGAAACAUACCUUGAAAGUAGCAAGUAAUUUUUUUCUGAUAUAUAUUGCAGCCAGUCCAUAUUAGAAGUUUUGUUAAUGUAACAUACCUGACACAUAGUUUAGAACAUGAAAAUGGCUAUGCAGAAUGAUGUUUAAUACAUGUAUUUGUUAUAAAUAAGGUCUCAAUUCAGCAAAGCAGUUAAACAUAAGUUUAAUUUCAAGAAUUUUAUUCCAAAAUCACUGUCUUUUACAUUAACAAAGUUAAGCUGUUGAGCACAAACGCUGAUGCUUUACUGAAUUUGAGUCUUUGUUGGUUUUGCUUGAGCUUAAUUACUUUUUCCUCAAAUUUUCUAUUUUCAUUAUUUAUUUUUUUAAAUGUAUGUUCCAGAAUACUUCUAAUGUCCCAAUUUCAGUGGAAACUGGAAGUCAUACUACUACUAUAUAGGAAAGUGAGAGAAAUGUUAAAAAAGCUUGCAAGAGCAUUCCAAGUAAUAUAACAAUCUAUAAAGCCAUUCAAGAGAUGCCUGAUCUCAAAUGAAAACAUUAACAUCACCUUUGUUGUUGUUGUUUUCACGAUACCUGAGCUCAUUACACUGUAGGGAAUUGCAUCAAUCAGUUUCUGGAAGGAUUGCUGCAACCUCUGUGGCAUUUUAAUGCAAAACAGAUACCGAGCUGCAAACACAGUUCCUUCAAGCUUGUCCAUGAGAAAAAUAAGUAGAUAUAACUAUAAGCACUCUUAAAUUAAAGAUAUAAUUGUUCGGUCUCCAGCAACAUUGAUGAUGUUUUUACAAACCGAAUGUUAUUUAGUUGAUAAAUUUAUAAGACGUAGAUCCAUCCUAAUGGAAGUGAAGCAGUCCUUAAAGUUGCUUUAGCUUAAACUGCUCUUGUGAGUGCUACCUACAAACCCUUAAUUACCAUACAUGAUAAUGACCUUUAUUUUUGUAAAAGUGAUUUAAUCUUCCUUAAGAGAUGGAACUCAUGUAAUUAUUUUUUGUGGUGAUAUUUUUCAUGCACUUUUUUUAAAGGAGAAAAAAAAGCUUAGAAGUUAGUUCAGGUCCAUGUUUUCACCUUUCCGAUCUAUGCAUGUCAUUGAGGUGCCCAUUUUGUUUCUGUGUGCGUGUGUUUGUAUGUGGUUAUUUAUUACCCAGAGAUGGACACCUGAGAAAAUAUAUGGCCUGAAGUUCAGAGCAUAUGCAGAUCCUCCAGAUGUCAGUGGGAAAUGCAAGUGCUUAUCACCUUAGAAAAUACGGCCACUAGUAUUAGAUUGAAAUACUUGAAAGGUAAUACUAGAAUAAUUUUUUAUUUCAAAAAGCAGAUCCAAACCACAUUUUAAUCUUGAUGCACAUGUGUGUAAAUAGACACAUUUUUUACUUUUUUUCCAUUUAUAGUAUGUAUUUGAUUUAGACUCCAAUAUAGAAAAUUUUGUAAUAAGCCAUGUGCUAGCUCUGGUAGAACAAGUUUGUCCUUAGUUUCUCAUAUGACUGUAAUAUUGCUGGUAUUCAGAACCUGUCUGUGUAAUAUUCUUACUCUGUAUUUGUCUGUGCAAUAUAAAAGCUGUGACGAUACACAGCUUGAGUCUGGUUGUACAUCACUUAUGUAUAUAUAUACAUAUAUAUAUAUAUAUCAGGACCAGAAUCCCAAGCUUGCUUACACUACAAUGAGUGUAAAGAUUGUUGCACUUGAUUUCACAGGGCACAAGCAACCAUGGAAUGGCUUUGUAAAUGUAUGGCAAUUUCUACAAUAACCUUCUGUGUAAUUUCACAGAUGGUAUUUUAUUAGUGCUACUUGCCUUGCUAAAAGAAAUCCUAAACCGGAGCGCUAGGUAAAAUCGAAGGAUUAUAUAGGAGACUUCAGGCUACGUGGAAAAUCCAUAUCUGCUGUUGCGUGUCAUACAGGGUUUUCAAGCCAUGACCCUCAGUGCUUUCUGUGCCCUGUAAAAUAGUGUAACUAUAUAAAAUAUAUACUCCUUGUUUUGCCUCCUGCCUUGUUUACAUUAAACAGAGGAUAUUCAGUAAAAUUUUUCUAUUAAACUUUGUGUAGGUCACUUACUGACAGUGUUGCCAAGGUUUCACAAGUGUGGGAUUUCCAGUGAGGAAUUGUUGAAACAGCCACAUUACCAGACGUACAAUAUUGAGUUUUAUGAAGGAGGUUGUGAUAAAAUCCAACUUUUUGUGCUAAAAAAUGCAUGGAAGAUUAAAAGGGAUAUUCUCAAAAUAAAUUAAUUUCAAUGAA